GUGUGUGGGCAGAAUUUGUCUCUUUGUGGGGAAUAAAACUCAUUUAUUGCGGUGAAUUUUGUUGUCAGUUUUGUUUUGUUUAUGUUUUCGAUAUAACGGAAUCUUGAGUAAACGUAAAAAACGCAACAUUUACACAUUGAUAUCAACUGAGAGCACAUUCCAUCUAUCUAAGAUAUAUUACGCAGUAAACAAGUUAUCCAGUUAUCCUUACAAAUCCCAAAAAAAAAAGAAAACUAAACUAAACUAUCGAUCACUAUGAGAUCAAUAGCACCUGGAGUACUCAACAAUAUUCAGUGAACUUUAACAUUAAUAAAACAAAAACCUUUUGCGUCAUCACACACUAACAUACACACCCACACACACACACACUUUUAAGCAAAGGGCGGGGGCGUAGACAUCGGUACCUAAGGGUACCAAGGCAUUAUUAUUAUUAUUAUUAGCUGUUACCACGGCAACUCCUCAGGAGACAGAAAAAGAAGGAAAAAUUAACAUAGACUUGGACCUGAAUCCAGGGCUCAGUUUCCAAAAUGGAACACAUUUUAAAUGAGGUCAAAGGAAAUGUGCAAAAAAAGUUUAAUGAAAUACGAGCAGCUCUCCAUAUGCGUGAGAAAUUGCUGCUCCGACAAUUGGAAGUCAUUGCGAAUACCCAGAAACAGCAGCAAAUGCUCAAGCCAGGACGACGCGGAGGAGGAGGAGGAGGAGAUGGCGCUUCGGAUGCCGAUGGUGAUAUUCAGUUCAUUACUGGCGAUGGUGAUGAGGAGGAUAAACUGCUAGCAGCUAUACGCACCUUUGGACACUUUCAAUUGGACAACAAUAAUAUGCAAUUUGCUUUGCAGGAUUAUCGCAAUACAGGGCUACGGAAUGAAGAUUAUAUAGAGCCAAUCGAUGAUCACGAGACCAUGUAUAAAUGCUUACAGGAGCGUAAUAUAGCCUAUGCCUAUGAUUUAGAUGUAGACGAUGUGCAUGAUGUUGAUGGUGAUGAAGAAGCGGCGCCCCCUAACGCCGAGGCCAUUGUGGUCGAUUUCACCAACAAAUCGCUGAUCGAGGAGAAUAAUAUCAAUGCAAAACGUUCAAUCAUCAAUAUAACACUGCAGGAGGCCAAAGAAUUGGUACGCAAGGCGAAAAUCAAACGAGACUCGGCGGUGGUUGUGCCGCCCCUUAAUCUCGAAGAGCUUGAUGAUGAGCUGGAAUCAUCUAUAGCCGAAGCUGUAUCCAGUUUAGGUCGCGAUGGUCGUGACUCAUCCCGAUCGAAGAGUAGUACAUUACUGGAGCAUGGUAAACCUCCUCCCGCAUCGACACAGAAACAGUCGCAGCAGCAGCAGCAGCGCAAGCCACGUUUCAAACCAAAGAUAACAAUCAAUAAUUGCAAUGGCACCAUUAAUUUGCGAAAUAUAGCCAGUCUAACCAUUAAUUGUGCCCAAGAGGAGGCGGUUAGUACCAAAAUUCCCUUGGCCAAGCCGCCGCAGUCGAUCUCUGCUGAUUCAUCGAGUAGCAGCACCACCACCACCACCAAUACAAAUACAAAUACCACCGACCAAUCUAUCUCCACAGCAUCCAGUUCAAGCUAUUCCAGUAAUGCUAGUUCACGUUCCCAGUCAAAGAAACAAAAGAGCAACAACACCAGAAAAUCUACCCAAGCGAUUCCCGCCUCCAAUCAACAUGAGGUUGAAGCAGCCGCUGAAGAAGCUGCCUCAACCAAUUCCAAUUCGUAUCAAUUUGAGGAAGUGGUUGUCGAGCAGGACACACAUGAUGUCACCUGCGAUUUCUAUAAUCGUCUACUCGAUGAAAUUAAAAAGAGUAUGAAGGAAAAGCCACGACGUAUCUAUGCCACAACGGCUCCAGCCGACUCUACUUGUAAUGCCAAUACCCAACCCACCAAAAAAACACCACCAGCACCGCCACCACCAAUACCCAGGACCACCGGCACCACCACCACCACCAACAAAGAUAGAGAUAAUGAGGAUGACGCCAGCGAGUUGCCAUCAUCGAUGUCUUCCCAUUUGCAGCCGGGCAAACGAUUGAUUUUAAAGAAUUUUGAGAAUCUUAAAAUCAUUCUAGAAGCCAACAGUGGAGAUGAAGAUUCAUUUCAUCCAGUCCAAAUCGAACAAUGGCUGGCCGAGAUCAUAUCGGAAACGGAUUUGGAACCCAUGCAAAAUACAGAUAUAUUAGAACACAGUCAGAUACACAGUAGUGAAAGCAACUAAAAAAAAAUCCCAGAAGACAAAACAAAAAACAUCACACACACAC
Molecule: messenger RNA, 2247 nt
Organism: Drosophila willistoni
Lineage: Eukaryota; Metazoa; Arthropoda; Insecta; Diptera; Drosophilidae
Product: probable myosin light chain kinase DDB_G0279831
Exons: 2
Coding region: 528-2204 (558 amino acids)
Source: RefSeq, a predicted model, not a curated record